Lagenorhynchus albirostris (white-beaked dolphin) is the source of this 1564-nucleotide messenger RNA. It is a transcript of the gene SP9, whose product is annotated as Sp9 transcription factor. The transcript is spliced from 2 exons. Bases 107 to 1564 code for a protein of 485 amino acids. Gene Ontology annotation, biological process: regulation of transcription by RNA polymerase II. Gene Ontology annotation, molecular function: RNA polymerase II cis-regulatory region sequence-specific DNA binding; DNA-binding transcription factor activity, RNA polymerase II-specific. The record is from RefSeq and is a predicted model, not a curated record. Lineage: Eukaryota; Metazoa; Chordata; Mammalia; Artiodactyla; Delphinidae.
CGCGAGCGCGGGGACACGGGAGCCGUGCGGUACCCGAACAGUUCUCCCGAGCAGCCGCCAGGUUCAGCCCCGCUCCCGGCCCCGCCGCGCCGCCCAGGGACCUGCUAUGGCCACGUCUAUACUUGGGGAAGAGCCGCGCUUCGGAACGACCCCGUUGGCCAUGCUGGCGGCGACCUGCAACAAGAUCGGCAACACGAGCCCGCUGACGACGCUGCCGGAGUCGAGCGCUUUCGCCAAGGGCGGCUUCCAUCCCUGGAAGCGCUCCUCGUCCAGCUGCAACCUCGGCUCCAGCCUCUCGGGCUUCGCCGUGGCCACCGGCGGCCGCGGCUCAGGAGGCCUGGCGGGCGGCUCUGGCGCAGCCAACAGCGCCUUCUGCUUGGCCUCCACGUCCCCCACGUCGUCCGCUUUCAGCAGCGACUACGGCGGCCUCUUCUCCAACUCGGCGGCGGCCGCGGCGGCGGCGGCCGGGGUGUCCCCGCAAGAGGCGGGCGGCCAGUCGGCCUUCAUCUCCAAGGUGCACACGACGGCGGCCGACGGCCUGUACCCGCGCGUGGGCAUGGCGCACCCGUACGAGUCGUGGUACAAGUCAGGCUUCCACUCAACGCUGGCGGCGGGCGAGGUGACCAACGGCGCGGCGUCGUCGUGGUGGGACGUGCACAGCAGCCCAGGCUCGUGGCUGGAGGUGCAGAACCCCGCUGGGGGGCUCCAGAGCUCGCUGCACUCGGGCGCCCCCCAGGCCUCGCUGCACUCGCAGCUCGGCACCUACAAUCCCGACUUCAGCUCGCUCACGCACUCGGCCUUCAGCUCCACGGGCCUCGGCUCCUCGGCCGCCGCCGCCUCGCACUUGCUCUCCACCAGCCAGCACCUGCUGGCCCAGGACGGCUUCAAGCCGGUGCUGCCCUCCUACUCGGACUCCAGCGCCGCCGUGGCGGCCGCCGCAGCCAGCGCCAUGAUCUCGGGCGCCGCGGCCGCCGCCGCCGGGGGGAGCUCGGCGCGCUCGGCCCGCCGCUACUCCGGCCGCGCCACCUGCGACUGCCCCAAUUGCCAGGAGGCGGAGCGGCUGGGCCCGGCCGGGGCGAGUCUGCGGCGCAAGGGCCUGCACAGCUGCCACAUCCCGGGCUGCGGCAAGGUGUACGGCAAGACGUCGCACCUGAAGGCGCACCUGCGCUGGCACACGGGCGAGCGGCCCUUCGUGUGCAACUGGCUUUUCUGCGGCAAGCGCUUCACGCGCUCGGACGAGCUGCAGCGGCACCUGCGGACUCACACGGGCGAGAAGCGCUUCGCCUGUCCGGUGUGCAAUAAGCGCUUCAUGCGCAGCGACCACCUGAGCAAACACAUUAAGACGCACAACGGGGGCGGCGGGGGCAAAAAGGGCAGCGACAGUGACACGGACGCCAGCAACCUGGAGACGCCCCGCUCCGAGUCCCCCGACCUCAUCCUGCACGACUCCGGCGUCAGUGCCGCCCGGGCGGCGGCGGCGGCGGCUGCAGCGGCGGCGGCGGCGGCGGCGGCGGCGGCCUCGGCAGGAGGCAAGGAAGCCGCGUCUGGCCCCAACGACUCUUAG